AAUGCUUUUAUAAAAUUAUAAGCUUCAUGUUUCUGUAUUUUAAACCCUCCCAAAAUUGGCCCCAUUCACUUCCAUUGUAAGUGCUUCAAUCAAGUACUGAUGCAAUUAAAUGUUUUUGAAACGGAUUUCAUGAUAUACCCAGAACUUCACUCUUCAGGCCACUGCAUCGGGUCCAGAACCAGUCUGAUCUCGUGAAAUGUAUCUGACUAUGCCCACUUAUUUUGCAAGACUAAACUCGUUAUGAAUAAGCCGUGAGGGUUGGGCCUGUCACUACUCGAUCCGUACCGGAAACACGAUUGGUACUGCGCAUGUGCGAAAACUCAUAUUUGAUGUCACUUCCUGUCAUCGCUAACGUUUUUACGACAGUCUGCUCUACAGGUCGACUUUACUCUCACGAUUUGUACUGCGCAUGUGCUCGAUUUAUAGAAUCGAGUUGGAGAGUGAUUGAUUUAAAUAUGGAUUAUUUUGUGUUGUAUGUACAAAUUCAAGAAUUUCUCUUAAAAGGAGAAAUUCCCGACAAUCCCACAGAGCGUCGGAAGGUGAAACGGGCGUCUACGAAUUUCACUAUUAAAGACGACAGGCUCUUCUACAUCGGUCCUAGUAGGCAGUACAUGCGGCUAGUUGUCUUGUCAGAGGAAGAGAAGAGGUCUGUUCUAAUGGAGUGCCACAAUAACCCUGGGACUGGCAAUCACAGUGGUGUCAGAGGCACUCAAAACAGGGUUAUUGCUGGCUACUAUUGGCCUACAAUUAUCCAGGAUGUGAAAGAAUGGGUAAUGUACUACAUUGGUGGUACUUUUACUUUCUUAUUUUUCUUUUACUUUCUUUACAAGUAUCUAUGUUUAAGAAUGUGUCUAUAGUUAAGAAUGUGUCUAUUUUUGCCACCUCUGAUUGUUCGAUACCUCCUUGAUUUAGAAGUUAUAUUUAUUGUCAUCACCAACUUGUCCAUAUAUCCAUCAACUGGAUAUUUUUCUAGACAUUUUGUUAAAAAAUUAUUUUUGCUUUUUAGGUCAGAUCUUGUCACCACUGCCAGUUGAAUGACCCCAUCAAGACUGUUGUGCCAGUCUUGCAUUCCAUUAAGACACAUUGCAACCUUCACUGACCCAGGAUCCUGGACUGAAAAAACAGGAAGAGACCUUGAGUUUUUUCCUCAACAGUGUUCAGGGAAUUCCUGUGGUGUCUGCAUGCUGAUGUAUGCUCUCAGCACCUGUACAUUAUGUCCAUUAACAUUCACAGAGGAGGAGGUGCCAUUGAUUCGCCAGUGGUGGUGUAUUCAGCUGAUGGAGAGGUUUUGCCUAGAAGGUUAUGGACAGAGAUUUGCAUACUGGACAGAAGAAGCAUCCCAACUCCUUCAGGGAACCCUUGAGCCUGUCUUUAGGGUGUCCAAAUCCACCACCACAAACCUGUUGCCCAGCAGAAGAGUUGUGGUUGAAGAGAACGCUGAUAAGGUGCAACAGCAGGCCAUUGUAAAAGACCUUCAUGCAGCUUGGCACUGGGUUCACAAUCACAGAGACUUAUUCCAUGGGGAUGUGAGAGUGCCUGCAUUUCUGCAAAUGAACAGGGAUGAACAACAAAAUGCCCUCAGGAAGGUCCUGGGGGGUGAAUUCUCCAAUACAAAGGAUGAAUUUUUGUUUAUAUUUCAGUGUCAAAAGGACAUGGAAGUAUUUUUGUCAUACUGUGUUGAUGAACAAGGCUUGAAGGUCAAUGCCAUGUUCCAGUGAGUGAGUCAGUGAGGGAUGGAAGCAAUUAAUUAAUGUAUUAAAUAAAUU
Xyrauchen texanus (razorback sucker) is the source of this 1766-nucleotide messenger RNA. RefSeq lists its product as uncharacterized. NCBI's taxonomy places the organism in Eukaryota, Metazoa, Chordata, Actinopteri, Cypriniformes, Catostomidae. The record is from RefSeq and is a predicted model, not a curated record. Bases 1035 to 1718 code for a protein of 227 amino acids. The transcript is spliced from 8 exons.